Messenger RNA from Planococcus citri (citrus mealybug), 4064 nucleotides. RefSeq lists its product as uncharacterized. Gene Ontology annotation, biological process: regulation of mitochondrial mRNA stability; mitochondrial RNA processing. The transcript is spliced from 4 exons. NCBI's taxonomy places the organism in Eukaryota, Metazoa, Arthropoda, Insecta, Hemiptera, Pseudococcidae. Bases 739 to 3735 code for a protein of 998 amino acids. The record is from RefSeq and is a predicted model, not a curated record. Gene Ontology annotation, molecular function: RNA binding. Gene Ontology annotation, cellular component: ribonucleoprotein granule; mitochondrial matrix.
UGUACGUACUUAUCAAUCACUGAUAACAACCCAAAUUUGAAAUUACGACCUUCAUUUCAUCAUAGUCAUAAUUAGAAUUUGGUCUCAUGGUUAAGAUUUUAACUCUGCUAUUCAGAUAAUUAUUAAUUGAUCAGCUUCAAACUUUUGUUUUCCAGAUCAAUUUGAUCAAUAAUAGGCUGGUAGUAUAGCUCUGAAGCUUUCUACGCUGCGAUAUCGGCAGCAGGCUGACUGGAUGCCGGUAAUGAGUUGUUCAUGUAAAUGUUCGAAAAUUAUUAAUGACCGGAUUCGAUCUCCGAGUAUUUGUGUAUUCUCAAAUUGAUGGUGUCGGUGAUUGUGUUUCAAUAGUUCCGUCGUUAGAUUACUACUCAUUUCAUCUAAAAGUUGUCGUUGUUCAUCGUGUCCCAAUUUUUUAUACCUCGUUUUUACCUAAAAUCCGUAAAAUCUUGUGUGAUUCAGUUUUCAAGUUACAAUGAAAAACCAUACAUUGAGAAACCGAAAUAUUUAGUGCCUUAUUUGACUCUGAACCGAAGAAAAUUCUAAUUGAAAUCUUUUACGUUGGGCUUCGAGAAAGCAAAGCAAAGCAAAAAGCGAAACGAUUUUGUCGAUCCAGUCGUUGCCAUAAUUAUUCUUGUGGAGUUACACAGCUGCAACUUUCGAGUUUUCAAUUCUGCGGCUAAACCAUUUGAAUGCUUGUCGAGGUUCCUUGAUCGAAAAGUGUUACAACGUUCAACUGUAAAAAUGUUUUCAAUCUGCAAAGGUCACACACAUCUGUCGAAGCAGUUAUAUUAUUUCCACAAAGGUACCACCUUAAAGAUAUUUCCCAGUCUUCAAUGUCGUAAUUACUUCUCAGAAAAAUCGUAUCAUGCACAAGAAACCGGAACCGCUGUGCUUUCUACCUCACAAGAUCACGUUGAUUCUCCAAAGUUAGUUCAUUAUACUCGUAAUUCUACUGCGGAACAGAGAUUCCUUAGCUUGUCAAAUAACGCUAAUUUUUCCAAGGAAUUACGUCAUGUGCACACGAAAAGUAACAAAGAGAGAAUCGCCUAUUACAAAAGACACGCUGAUUUCUCCAAGCAGUUGAAUUCUUUAAAUAACGAGAACUUGGCCGGAGAAGUUGGUAAUUUGGUGGAAGAAUGGCUGUUACGUUUCGAUUCUUUGGGCAGAAUUGAGGCUAGUGGAAUUUCCGGAACGUUUAAUAGCUUAUUAAAAUUUAAUAUUUUUGGUACCGAAUGGAAUACUGAAAAUCGAGAAAAUUUCAAGAAGUUGAUCAUUAAAUUGGCUGAGAAAGGAGAUCAAUUAUUAGAUCCAAGUAGCAAAGCUCCUUCUAAAUUUAGCUCUUGGCAGGUUGCAAAUAUUUUGAAGGCGUUAUCCAAAUGGGAUGUGUUGAAUAACAAUGUAUGGGAUGGUUGUGUUCAAAUUAGUAAUCGGAAAAUAGCCGAGGUUGAUUUAUUCAAAUCUAUAAUUGGUCAUUUGAUACGUCGAGGAACUUGGAUACUGGAGAAUGAACAAGCUGAUCAAUUUGAUUCUCAGGCUAUCACUAAUUGUAUAAGCGCUCUAUCAAAAUUUAAUAUUAACGAGUUCGAAGGAUGCAAGGAAUUCAUCAGUUGCUUAGUAAAACGAGGAGUCAAAGUUAUUGAUCAGUUCAAUCCUUUAGCUGUUACAAAAAUCUUGAGUGCUUUGUCCAGCUUGAAUAUAAGCAAUUUCGAAGGUGCCGGAGAAUUCAUCGUACUGUUGUUUGAACGAGGAAGUUCAACCGAUGAAAAACUCACUCCUCUGAGUAUUGCCAUAACCUUGAACGCAAUGUCUAAAUGGAACGACGAAGAAUUACAUGGAGACAAGAAGUUCAUAAAUUACUUAAUCAAACAAGGAACUUUGGUUGCGAAUAAAUUCAAUUCCAAGGAGAUCGCGCUAAGUUUGAACGCGCUGUCCAAGUGGAACAUCGACGAGAUGCAAGAAGCCAGAGGUUUUAUUGUUUCGUUAAUCAAACAUGGAAACUCGAUCAUCGAUACAUUCACUUACCAAAGUAUCAGUAACAGUUUAAAUGCGUUUUGCAAAUGGAAUAUUGAUGAAUUACCGGGUUCCAAAGAUUUCAUCGUCCGUUUAAUAAAACGAGGAAGCUCAACAGCCAGUAGUUUCAGUCCUCAAGCGAUCGUCAAUAGUUUGAACGCGUUGUCGAAAUGGAAUAUUCACGAGUUAGAAGGAAGUAAAAAUUUCAUCGUUGAAUUGGCCAAAUGUGGAAUUCUAACAGUUGAUACAUUCGACUCGUUGAGUAUUUCCAGCGCCUUAAACGCUCUUUCCAAAUGGGAGGUUGGCGAAGUAGAAAAACCCCGUGAAUUUAUUGGCGAAGUAGAAAAAACCCGUGAAUUUAUUAAUCGAUUAAUAAUACGCGGUUGUAGGUUAAUCAGAACAUUUGAUUCGCAGGGUAUUGCUAACAGCUUGAACGCUCUCAGUAAAUGGGAUAUCGAUAAAUUCCAUGGGGCUGAUGAGUUCAUGUUCAAGCUACUAAAACACGGAAACUCCUCAGUUCACAGUUUCAGUGCUCAAGGGACUGCAAAUAUCUUGAAUGCCCUGUCCAAAUGGGAAAUCUACGAGCUCGAAGAAACUGAAGAAUUCAUCGUUCGUUUAAUUACACAGGGGCGUUCAACGAUCACCAGAUUCGAUUGCCAGAAUGUUAGUAAUUGCUUAAAUGCUCUUUCUAAGUGGAACGUCAAUGACUUUGAAGGAGCUAAGGAAUUUAUUGUGGAACUGGUCAAACAAGGGAAUUCAAUUUCUGGUGAAUUCGAUUCGCAAGAGGUUGUUAAUUGCUUGAACGCUUUAUCCAAGUGGAAUAUUGUUGGAAUACGAGCAGUUCAAGAUUUUAUCGCAAAUUUAAUCACUCGUGGAAUUGCUAUUGUAGAUGCAUUUAGUCCUCAAGAAAUUUCCAGCGGUUUGAACUCUGUAUGUAAAUUGAACAUUUUUGACGACAAGAAAUGGAACGAUAACCAGUUGAAAAACUUCAAACGUUUCAUUAUCAAACUUGCAGAAAAAGGCACUGAAAUAUGCAGCGAGUUCGAUUCACAAAGCGUCGCUGAAAUAUUCUAUGCGUUUUCAGAACUGAAAAUUCUGAGUAAAGAAAAAUGGACGCCAGAUGAACAAAAUGGGUUGAAGAAUUUCCUAAUCAGUCUUUCUAGUUUAGAUGUUUCGUGUAAAAGUUACACUCUCCAGGAGAUUGCAAGAAUAUAUAAAACGAUAUCUGAAAUGAAUAUUCUUCAAAAUGAUGAAUUCGACUUGAAACAAGUUGAUAAGUUUGAAGUUUUCCUCAAUAAUCUUGAAAAUAAACUUCUCGCACUUGGAAAUGAACAGAAUUUGGGGAAACCUGACAUUAAUAUCCAAUUUGCCGUUCAAAUUAUCAAAGUUUUGCCCAAGAUCAAGUCUAAAAAUCUUAUUCUGUCUGAAAAUCAGUUUUUGGUUUCGUUGAUGUGUUGUUUGAGUAGUAAUGUGGAGAAAUGCGAAUCUUAUGAGUUGAGGAAAGAUUUGGUUCAAAGAAGUAUUUUGACUGGGUUGCAUGAUCUUCUAAAAAUUACCGAUGAAUUGGAAGACAGACGCAGUUUAAUAGGAGCAUUUGAUGAGAGUUUGUCCAAAAUAUACAAUAAGCUGGUUGGAAUUGAUUUGAAUCAUAUUGAUGAAAUAGUAGAUGUGGUUUAUAAAUUUGAUAAAUUACAAGUAAUUCGAGAUAUGCAGUUUUUAUCUAGGUAAAUAAGUAUAAGCAUUUUUAAGCUGUGAUAUCUAAUUUUAGGUUUGGAAAUUUCUUUUGGUAAAACGAGUUACUUUUUGAUUUUAGAGGAAAUUCUGUAUAAAAUUGAAAUAUUAAACACAUUUAAAUGUACAAAAGUUACGGUUUUUUCGUGUUUUGUUCAAAUUAUUUUUAAUUAGGUACCUGUUUUAUUUUCAUAGUGUACUUGUAAGUAUGUAAAUUUCAAAACCUCCUAUUUUGUCAUAUCAUUCAAGUGUUCGUUGAAUUGUGUUUUUUUGUUCCGGUUGUAAUUUUCAAUAAAUCGAUUGAAAUUAAUGCACACCAUUCGUUU